ACGCAAAAAAGAAUUUGGCAGAAAUGUGAUUUCUUUAAUUGAAACACAUUUUGUGACUCACCAUCAAGACUAAACAACAUAUUGAAGACGGACAUUUUUUACAGUGUGGCACGCUCAGCGCGCCGGCGGUGCGCAGGCAGCCUUCAGACCACAGUUGGGUAGAUGGGUAUCACCAGCAUGAGACCAGGCUGCUGAGUCUACAUGCGCAGCAUCUUAAAUCUGACAGAGCUUUCUUUACCAAAACAAUGUGGGGCAGAUGAGCCGUGGACAAACUGGAGUGACCUCGGGUGUCAUUUGUUGAUAAUGGGGAUGAAGGUGGUGAUGAUGAAUCCGACUGUUUUUUUCUGCGGAAACCGCCAACUUUCACUCCUUCUCUCCUUCUACUUCUCUGUGGGUCUGUAAAGCGCAACAGCAUGCAGGUCUCCCCGGGUGAAGACAAGAUCCCCGUCGUGGGUUCAGCUUCAAGCCCUCAGGGCGGCAGAGAAGGCCUUUACUUCUCUGAUGGCCGACGAAAGGUUGACUAUGUUUUAGUCUUCCAUCAACGACGGCCCAGCUCCAUACGAUCUCUUGCCAGCGCCUCAGUUUCACAUGACAGGUUAUCCAUUGUUUCCAAUGGCAACUUUCCUUCAGUGGGCACAGAUCCGGCAGUAGGAAGAGGUGGCAUAGCGGGAGGGCAGCCUGCGAGUGUCGGUGAGGUGUUCAUGGAGCUUGGAGGUCCAGCAGGGAAUGAGCCUGCUGACCAUGAGAUACAUCUAAUCAGACAGGAAUUUGAAGCCAACUUGUUGGAGGCCGGCCUGGAGAUAGAGAGAGACAGAGAGUUGAAGAGCCCGAGCUUCACUCGUCUCCAUGCGCCCUGGCCGGUACUAUGUCGAGAGGCUGAAUUUCUCAAGAUUAAAGUCCCCACCAAGACGAGUUAUGAACUUAAAGAGGAAAGUGGGUUCGGGUCCAGCGUGAGCUCAUUCUGGAGGAAACUGAACCACCCUUUCCAGCCCAAAGUACAUCAGGAGCACGGGCGCAUCAAAUUUCUCUCACACUGCUUCUCUAGGGACAAACUCCACCAGUAUAACAUCAAAUGUAAAGACACAUUCUUUGACAAUGCCACAAGGGCCCGAAUAGUGUAUGAGAUCCUGAGACGGACGGUGUGUGUACGGACAUGUCAAACCAUAGGAAUCAGCACAUUGAUAGCUAAAGGCGUGUAUGAUUCUGCCUUCCCGCUUCAUGAUGGUGACUAUAAGGUCAUCGGACACCUUGAGGAGAGGAGUGACAGACAGCUCCUGCAUGAAGAGUGGGCCAGAUACUCAGCCUUCUACAAGUACCAGCCCAUUGAUCUGGUCAGAAAGUACUUCGGGGAGAAGAUUGGCCUGUACUUUGCAUGGCUCGGUGUUUACACUCAGCUGCUGAUACCAGCCUCCAUAGUGGGAAUCACUGUGUUUGGGUACGGCGUGGCGACAGUGGAUACCAAUAUACCCAGUCAGGAGAUGUGUGACGAGAGUCUCAAUUUCACCAUGUGUCCUCUCUGUGACGGAGCCUGUGACUUCUGGCAUCUCAGCUCCGCCUGUGGCACCGCCAGAGCUUCACACCUCUUCGACAACCCCGCCACCGUCUUCUUUGCCGUCUUCAUGUCUCUGUGGGCGGUGCUGUUCCUGGAGCAGUGGAAACGUCGUCAGAUCAGUUUGAGCUUCAGUUGGGAUCUGACAGGCAUUGAGGAAGACGAGGAACAUCCCAGGCCAAAAUAUGAGACCAUCCUCCUUCAGAAGAGACAGAGGAAGCAGAAAUCUAAGAAGAAGAAGAAAAAGAAUGAGCCAGAGAAGCAGGAGGACGGGACAGUGACAGGGAAGGACAGAUGGAGACAAAAAUUACUGUCUGCCAUGGCUGCAGGAAUACCGGCUACCAUAGAGAAGUUGACCUGGAAAGACCGUCUUCCUGGGUACUUCAUCAACGUUUCCUCAUCCUCUUUAUGGUUAUUUGGCUUGACGUUUUCAGCAGUGUUUGGUGUCAUAGUCUACCGCAUCACAGUGUCGGCUCUGAUGGCGAUGAGCACUGACCCGGAGACCAAGUCCAAUGUUCGGGUGACUGUGACGGCCACUGCAGUCAUCAUCAUAGUGGUUAUUCUGAUCCUUGAUGAAAUAUACGGCUCUGUGGCAAUGUGGCUGACUGAAUUAGAGAUUCCUAAAACAGAAACCGACUAUGAGGAGCGUCUCAUCCUGAAAGCCUUCUUGCUCAAGUUUAUGAACGCAUACGCACCCAUCUUUUACGUGGCUUUCUUCAAGGGCCGGUUUGCUGGUCGACCUGGAAAUUACAUGUAUGUCUUCAAUGAUCAUCGAAUGGAAGAGUGUGCACCAGGAGGCUGCCUCAUUGAGUUGUGCAUUCAGCUCAGCAUCAUCAUGCUGGGAAAGCAGCUAAUUCAGAACAACAUCUUUGAGAUUGGCAUCCCGAAGUUGAAGAAAUUGGUGCGUGCAAUGAAGAAUAAAGGAUCAGCAGAGAAGGAGAGGGAGGACGAGCGGCCGCCUCAGCAGUGGAAACUGGAUUAUGCCCUGACUCCUUUUGAUGGCCUUACGCCUGAAUACAUGGAGAUGAUCAUCCAGUUUGGUUUCGUCUCCCUGUUCGUGGCUUCAUUCCCGCUUGCACCUCUCUUUGCUCUGCUCAACAACGUCAUAGAGAUCAGACUGGAUGCCAAGAAGUUUGUUACGGAGUUACGCAGGCCAGUCGCUGUGCGUGCUAAAGACAUUGGUGUGUGGUACAACAUACUGAGUGGAAUGGGAAAAUUCUCAGUCAUUAUAAAUGCCUUUGUGAUUGCCUUCACGUCAGACUUCAUCCCUCGGCUCGUCUACCAGUACAUGUUCAGUCAGACUGGCACCAUGCACGGCUUCAUUGACCACACACUCUCCUACUUCAACGUGUCCAAUUUUAAACCCGGCACCGUACCGCAGAACUCCGCGCUCGGAGACAUCUCAGUCUGCCGGUAUAAAGACUACAGGGAACCCCCCUGGUCUCCAAACGCGUACACAUUCUCCAAACAGUACUGGUGUGUCCUGGCUGCAAGACUGGCUUUCGUCAUACUGUUCCAGAAUCUGGUGAUGUUCCUCAGCCUCGUAGUUGCCUGGGUGAUCCCUGACGUUCCCAAAACCAUCGUGGAGCAGCUUAAACAGGAGAAGAAGCUCCUGGUCGACGUCUUCUUGAGGGAAGAGAAGGAAAAAUUGCAGCUCAUCCAGAGCCUCUUCUCCAAGGACCAGGGCCAGGGCCUUCCCUUCCCGGGCCGCUUCAAUACUCUGCCCUCAGGUCCAACGCAGGGCUUGCCGAGGGCGAGGUCUAGGGCUGCCAGCUUCAGCCAGUUCACCAGGAAGAUUCCCCCGUCGCCCAGAAAUGAAAAUGAGAAUUCGAGACAUACAGCGGUGUGACAUGUAACAUAUACAUCUGUAGGGAUGCUUAAGCUGGGCCUCAGGACUGCGAUACAUGUUGCUCGGGUGAUUCGGUCUGUGAAUGUCUUUGCCUGUGUCUUUUGUGUCCUUGAGUGUGUGACACAGUAGUGCUGUGAUUAAAAAAGUCACAGAAUCAUUUUGAACAAAUUGGAAUUCAUUGGCCUCAGUGUGGUUGAACGUGCAAUGUCCACACAGGUUGAAUGGGUGUCUCUGUUUUGUUCCUCCUUGCACAGACUGUUCACCUGAUAAAGUGUUAUAACUUUUACUUUUUGGUAAUAAUGAAUUAUUUAGCGAGGCACACUUGCUUCAUAGCGUAGAAAAGCAAUAAUUACCGUAUUAGGCUGAACACACGAAUAUUACCUGAAGAACCUGGAAGAGACUGGAGAUAAAGAAAGAACUACAAACAAAUGGAUGGAUUCUGUGAUGAGCACUUAAUCAGCACGGACAUUGGGGCUCAUUACGACGGCUGGAGACCGUCAGAAUUUUCCUGCUAUAUAUUCUUGUGCUCUUUAUGUAUUUUUGUUUUUAAUAGAAUUUGUAGCAGCUGGUUUUCAAUACAUGGUACUGAAAGCACAAGUGAGCCUCCUAGAAGAGCAUCAUUUUCUUGACACCAUUUACUGUGUUCCUGCUGAUUUUUCUCCAUAGAAUUCAGGAAUCACUUUGAAUCAUUUUCAGACUAUACUGAAAUAGUAUUUUUAGUCAUUACACAGCUGCCUGUCAUUGUUUUCUAUACACCCUGCCCUACGUAUUUAAUGGAAGGAUACACAUGCCAAUGUUGCACACUGUUAUAUGCCACUCAUUGAUUCCAGUCCAAUCCAAUAGUUAUAGAAAUAGAAGCUCUGUGAACAAGAAUAUAUUUUGUUUUCUUAGCCAUACUGGGUACAGAAUGAUUUAUAACUACACUUAAUUGCUUCUGAAUGCAAAGAGAAAGCCAACUAUUUUGCAACUGUAAAUGAAAGUGAACUAGAAAUUAUCUCACAUAACAAACACUUCAUCAAAAUUUCUUCAUUAUUAAAUAUCAGACUGUACACUCUGACAUUCCUGCAGGUAAUAAUAAAUCUACUUUCCUAUUGCCCAAUAAAAAGCAGCCAUGUUGAUGGUCUUGAGAGACA
Molecule: messenger RNA, 4531 nt
Organism: Micropterus salmoides (largemouth bass)
Lineage: Eukaryota; Metazoa; Chordata; Actinopteri; Centrarchiformes; Centrarchidae
Gene: ano2b
Product: anoctamin 2b
Biological process (GO): chloride transmembrane transport
Cellular component (GO): plasma membrane
Molecular function (GO): protein dimerization activity; chloride channel activity
Source: RefSeq, a predicted model, not a curated record